AUGGCCUAUGCCUCAGUCGCCCAGGCUGAGCAUGGCGCUGUUUACGAGCCUGUACCUGCCGAUUCCGCCGACCUUCAUGCACGUUCAGCGGCUUCCUCCUCCCGGUCGCCCAUUCUUCCCGAAAUAUCAAGCCCGCCUUUGUCCCUUCCCUUCGACUUGUCCUCCCGAGAUGGCGACCUUCCGAUAUUGUCGCAGGCUGGGUCAGGCUCAAUAGGCGUGGGAUCUUUGCUCAAGUCGUUGUCAUCGUCGCAGUCGUAUCAGAUGGUCGAGGCCGAUGACUAUGAGGAGCCCAUGCCACAGUACCCAGAACAACAGGUCAGGAUGGAUGGUCCUUCGCCGGUGCCAGAACCGGCACCAUUUCAGCCCGCCGACGCUCCAAUCAGAACGGCUUCGAUCAGCCGUCACCUGCCUCUGAAUCACCCUACACCCGAUGCACAGUCGCUGCAAGGGGCACUCGUCAAAAAUGUGGAACGGUUGGAAGAAAGCGCCGAGCGUCUGAGCAUGACCUCGAGCCUGGAGGAUGAGCUGAACAAGAUGAAGCAGGAUCAAAAGCGCCUCGAUCGCCAGUCCUCGGCUCCCCCUGCUCUGGACAACAUCUACCGUCCUUCGGUCCAGAGACAAUACUCAACGGGUUCGUGGUCCAACUCGAUAUUGGGCGUCAAUCACGCAGCCAGGGCGGGGGGAUACUCUCCCUCGGGAUAUAUCACCUCUCCCACCGGCUCGAUACGCUCGGGGCCGUGGUCACCACCUCAGCUUGUCGAAAGACGUUCCUCCCAAGACAGUCGUCGCAGUCACCCUCUACCCGAACCACCUGUCGAAGGUCGCCCACUAGACCUACACCCAGAUCGCCGUUUGUCCGUCUCCGUCUACCCCGAAGACGAGGUCGCCGCGCCAGAGGCAUCGCCGAGGCAUUCUCAUAACUCUACGCACGAGGACAGGCCGCACACUUCUGCUUCGAAUGACACCUACCGUCAAGCGCAAUCUGCGUUUGAGAACUUUGAUGGUGUACAUUACAAUGGGUCAAUGUCGAUCGACGCAGCUGCGUCCCUUGCACGUCAGAUUUCCCUGAGUCAUCCACCUCUUGCACGAGAUUCCAAGGCGUAUAGAGAACCACAACCGGGAGAGCGGAUGAUCUACUAUCCUGCACCGGUGCCUGUUAUGCUCAAUCUGCCUCAGAGGUUGUCGAGGAUGGAUAUCAGUGAGCGUGAAAAGCGCCGACUCCAGGCUCUGAGUACGGUCCCGGACGACUUUCGCAAGUCGGCGGCCUGGCUGGGUGAUCAAGAUCUUGCCAAAUUGCCGGGUCCAAAUACUGCGCUCAAGCUACCUCCUCAACUACGUGCGAGUGCCUUCUUUGACCAGCCGAGCGUGACCAAAGACUUGCAGCUGAAGAACGGCUCAGCCGUCCAAACGCUGGACAGCAUCUUGGAUGCCGCGGCAUACGCGCCCGUCUCUGCAUUUACUGACCACCCCAUAGCCGGCCAAGUUGGCAAGGAGGUCUACGGUCCGGAUGCCUCGCCACGGAAGAGUAUGCAGUUGGAUGGUGUUAAAGCGAAGAAACGUCGGAGCUCCAUCAGCACAAUGCUCAAGACGAGGCGGUCCAGUACUGGUCUUUCUGCUGCGGGUCUGACGCGUUCAAAGUCCAGGGGCUCUCAGAAUCUGGAUGCUGAGGACCAUACAAGUGGAGAUGAACUUGAAAGGGCAGCAGCAGAAUCAAUCUCACCUGAUGCCGACGAAAUACCGGAUGACGAAGAGGACAAGGAUGUGGCUCCGCCAGGGUUCUCUACAGCCCCAACGACUCUACUCGCUGAAUUGCAAAUGCGCAAAGAACAGCAAAAGUUACGAAACCGUACUGCGGCAGAUGCGUUCCCCAAUGGCAUGCACUCGACCUUGCUCGAGCUCGACGCCGUCACUCAACUCCAGCAGAAGGCUCGGAAAACCAAACAUGUCACCCUCGCUUGGGAAGACCAUGAUGAGGCAGACAAGCAGAACUUUGAUGACGACGACAUCCCCCUCGGUGUUCUUUUCCCGGGAAAAGAUAGGACUGAUCACCUCAAUGCUCAUCGGCCGGUCGGGCUCAUGGAGAAGCGAGAGAUGGAGGACAAUGAACCUUUGAGUCAUCGAAGGGCAAGGCUGAGGGGCGAGCCGCCCCAAUCCGCGAAGUCCGAGACCAAGAGCCAAGUCGGCGAGGAGAGUCGGCCACCGGUCCUUGGUGAGGUACCUGGCUUAUCGGAAGAGCCACUUCCCGAAGACGAAGAAGAGACUCUGGCACAACGAGCCGCGAGGAUCAAGCUGGAAAAGGAGAAAGGCACCGGUGGUCACUUCGCAGACGAGGUGGCGUCCCAGCUUGGCAUCAGCAUCAAGAACGACGGUCCAUCGCCGUCGAAGACUCCGGAUGUAGAAGAGACACUGGCCGAACGGAGGAAGAGGCUCAAAGAGGGGGGUGCCGGAGAUCCACGGCUCAGAUCCAUGCAUAGCAUGGCCGAUAUUUUGCAGGCCCAUCCAGUGGGUGUUCGAGAACAGCCAAGGCCAGCUGGAUUGCCUCACCCCAGCUCGACCCAAGUCCACAACCCAACUUACACCACAAUCUGGGGUUCUUCUCAGCCAAACGGUGCUUUCAACGCCUCCUACGCCUACCCGAACAACAUGCCGUACAUGAAUGCUGGGUUUGGCGCUCCCUUGCCGGCAUACUUGCAGCCGACAUAUCCAUACGCAUACGGCAAUCCACCAUACAUAGCUGACCCGAUGAUGGGCCCGCCUUUGGAUCCCAAGCAACGAGCGCAUAUCGAUCGUUGGCGGCAGAGUAUUGCACAGUGA
This is a messenger RNA of Cladophialophora carrionii CBS 160.54, 2814 nucleotides long. RefSeq lists its product as uncharacterized. The coding region runs from base 1 to 2814 and encodes 937 amino acids. The record is from RefSeq and is a predicted model, not a curated record. Lineage: Eukaryota; Fungi; Ascomycota; Eurotiomycetes; Chaetothyriales; Herpotrichiellaceae. The transcript has a single exon.